AUGUCGAACAACGCAGUCAACCCAGUUCCUUUGGGACUACCAGCCCUCGCAGGAUCACCGCUCCUCCAGUACGACCGAGCAGAUCGCUGCUUCAUCACCUCCACAAAGAGGGCUCCCAUAUACCCUCGAGGAGGCACCUGGUGUCGUGCAACCGGUCCAAACCCGCAGAGACACCCACCCGCUCAUCCAGAAGACGUAUUCACCAUCCUACAGAUCGACGUCGAACCUACACAAACAGCAGAAAGCGUGCAGUCACCCAUCAACGAGCAACCACUCGAACUCCCUGAAGUUCAGUACGUCCCCAUCGAAAUCCCGGACAUCGAACUACCACCAGCCCCACCCGCACCAACCAACGCACCGGUUGAAGUCCCUAUGGCAACAUUCACUCAAGCAGACAUCGAUCAGCGCAUCGCUGUCGCCCUCGCAGCAUACCAAUCCCAACAGUCAACGGCUAACCGACCCCUCCGCCUCGACAUCCCCGCUCCCGAACCUUUCAGUGGAAAGGCAGAGGACCUCAGACGCUUCAUCCAAUGUGUCCUCUCCUACUUCGUCGCCACCAACAACACCCGACUCAGCGAUGAAGCAAAGAUUGCCUUCACUGUAGCGCUGAUGAGGAAGGAUCUGGGGAAGACAUGGGCGGACACAUAUUACGAGAAGUCGGCAGGGGGAGUCCAGGUCUAUUCCAUGUGGGCAAACUUUGUCGCUGCCCUAGAAGAGGAUAGGAAAAUGGCACUCUCCCUCGGUAACUACGUCACCCGUUUCGAGCAGCUAGCAUCAAAGGCUCAGCUCAAGGAUGCCGAGGUCAAUGGCACCAACCGCGUCGAGAACAACUACCACACUCUCCAUGCCAACUUCGUCAAAGGACUCCCGAAGGAGCUGUAUUUUGCUCUCGCAACAAGGGUUGCUAGGGAUCGACCCAACACCAUGAAGGCCUGGGACUAUGGCGAACCAAUGGAUAUCGAUGCCGCUGCUGUCGCAUCAACCUUCGCCUCCACAUCGGUAGGAAGGAGAUGGGAACUAGGAGCCGUUCUCAAUGAGGCUGAUCGGAAGCUCCACAGGGACGGGAACCUGUGCUUCUACUGCCACAUCAAGGCCCAUAGUGCCAAGGACUGCCACAAGAAAGUGGCUGCACAACAAGGGGGUGGGAGGCCGAACCAGGGAGGAUCUGGGAAGGACGACUUCCAUGCCAGAAUCAAGACACUCUCCGCUGACGAAAAGCGGGAGCUGUACGAAGAACUUACGAUGGAGGAUUUUUGA
Postia placenta MAD-698-R-SB12 is the source of this 1257-nucleotide messenger RNA. RefSeq lists its product as hypothetical. The coding region runs from base 1 to 1257 and encodes 418 amino acids. The record is from RefSeq and is a predicted model, not a curated record. The transcript is spliced from 4 exons. Lineage: Eukaryota; Fungi; Basidiomycota; Agaricomycetes; Polyporales; Adustoporiaceae.